AUGAAUAAUUUCAUAGUGUUUCUGUUUGUUAUUACUAUAUGUUUUGGAUUGAGUGAAGCUUGCGCCGAAAGUCGUUUAGUAUUCAAAAACGAACUCGGUAAAGGUAAUAUUUUGCAUGUCAAGUGUCAAUCUUACAACCCAUCCAUGAAUCAUCCACAAAUAGAUAUACAACCCGACCGUUAUCAUAUUUUUUUCGUCCCGGCUGAAGAAAGAACAACGUAUAACUGUCGUCUCUUUUAUCCACUUAAGAAAGAUCCAAAUGAGCGUCCUUCUGAAAACCAUUAUCCUAAUCUCGAAGCAUUUCGAGCAGGCACGGGAUCGAAUAAGUGUGGUCAGUAUCGUGAAUGGUCUGCUAGACAUGAUGGGAUUUAUUUUAGAAGAUGUGCUAUUACACCACUGGGACAUGUGCUUAAUUGGACUACCACUGCACCAAAACGUCGACGUCUGCUUAGUUGGACUAUCAAAACCUAA
Molecule: messenger RNA, 471 nt
Organism: Eruca vesicaria subsp. sativa (arugula)
Lineage: Eukaryota; Viridiplantae; Streptophyta; Magnoliopsida; Brassicales; Brassicaceae
Source: the annotation of a GenBank genome assembly